AACAAGGUAGAGGAGUGUGGAAACGCAGAGCGAGAUAGUUAACGUGCAGUCUUUAAAGUAAAAUUAUUUACUUUAAGUAUUCAAUAUUAUGUAUACUAAAAAGCUAAGGAAGAACAUUGUUCAAAGGACGCGUUUUUGAAUUUACGUCAGCGCCCACAAACGUGCACUGCGAAGGAUGCAGACUCGGCUCAUGUUCGGCUGACGUGAGGAUGACAUCCUACUCGACGGGAGAGGCCCUGUGGUAAUUUAUUUAACAUUUGACCUUUUCCCGCUAUCGAGUUCAACAAAUAGACCAUUUUAGAAGUUGCAGGGUCGCGCCGGUCGUCGACCAGUCUAAGUAGCGACCGCAGGUAGCUGAGCGCGAGGCUGUCCGACGUCGCCAUCUUUAGCACGGCGACCAGCGUCACAAGUACAAAAACCCGAUCGGCACACGCAUGCGCGAAGAUUGUCACUUCUUGGACUUGCAAUAUUUAACGACGGGGCUUUUGCGACGUCACGGUCGCUGGUACUUGAAUGUUUUGUAUAAAGAAAAAAUAAAAUAAAAAUGAGCAAGGGGUAGAUUUAAAAAAACACUUCUGCUAUUGUAAACAAUGACACAUGGGGGCGCCACUGACUCCCACUCCAUAGUUUAUUUUCUUAAAUGUUGAUUUUUUUUUUAAACGAGGCAUUUACUAUAACUCAAUAUUUAUCUGCAGCCUUACAAACAUAAACGUUAAAAUUGUAAAUAUUUACUGUAGAAAAAGUAUAAAACAAAUGUUUUUUUUGCAAUUUAAGGCUGCUGAAUACAUCGUUAAGGUUUCUGUACGAAUCCAUCCGGUUUCAAAACACUGUAUUUUUUAGAUAACGCUUGUUUUGUAUGUUAUCUUUUAUAUGGCAUUGUUAGUAGUAUAAAGAUUACAAAAAACAUGGUAACUGUAUAGGCGGACACAAACAUAACUUUUGAUUGAUUGAUUGAAACUUUUAUUAGUAGAUUGCACAGUACAUAUUCCGUACAAUUGACCACUAAAUGGUAACACCCGAAUAAGUUUUUCAAGUUGUUUAAGUCGGGGUCCACGCAAAUCAAUUCAUGGUAACUGCCAUAGUGGUGUAUAAAGAGAGUAUGGCCAACUAAACGUGAGGCGCCAUGUUUGCUACCAUAGACGUGUGCGGCUGUGCCCGGAUGCAUGCGAUUGCUGUCAUUUUGACGUUAGUUUUUCUGACGAAAUAAGCCAAAAUAAUGUCUGUCUAUAGUUCUAAACAUACACCAGCUCAUAAACUUACAGUAAAACAUGUUUUUAUUUUGUGAAUUUUGUUGCUACGUUCCUGCAGUGUUUGGUGACCAGCAGGCACUGAAACACACAUUUUAUAACCCACUGUAUUUACAAUCAGAAUCAGAAAUACUUUAUUAAUCCCCAAGGGAAAAUUAAGAUUCUUUAUAAAGUAUAAGAUAUAGCGGCUGAAGUUCCUGCGCUGUAGGCGCCAAUGCGGCGUCUCUAUUCAUGUAUGAUGUCUAUGGUGACAACCACAGUAGGCCUCUGACGUUGUCAUUGCUUGAUGGCGACAAAGCCAGCACUUUGCUACAAUAAAAUAAAAACGUUAUUUAGCCCUCGCUUGCGAAACUUUGUUUUGUUGAUUGUUGUGUGUAGUCUGAAAAGAGAAAAAAGCAGUUAAGCUACGUGUAGAAUAUAGUAGUGGGCAAUGCAUGCUAGGCUAGCUAACAUGACCUAGCCAGGGGAGCUGAAGUAGAGCAGGCGUACAAUACUGUGUUUAAAAUUAUGCUUACAAAUAACAAAAGUCAACCAUUCCACAUUCUAAAAGGAUCAGCAGUGGAACGUUUAGACAGUAUUUGAUCACGUGACAACGGCACUUAAUGGUGAAUUCUACCGCUGUCAUUACGCUAGACAUCUAGCUCACAUGAGGGAGCCGCAUUCCCGCCACUGAUUGGCCGGGGAGAAGAUGUUGGGUCUUCCGCCAGAGCUCUGGGUGUCUGUGUUCGGUUACCUGAGCACAGAGGAAAAGCACGCCGUUCGUUGCUGCUGUAGGGCCUUCAAAAAGCUGGUCGACCACCCGUACCUGUGGAGGAGGUACACGGUGGUGCUGAGGGACCUCGACCGCUACACCUUUGGCUUCUGGGACACUCUGCACCAGCGCAAGCUGACCCGGGUGGCCGUGCGUCACCUUCGACGGAAAGAAUGGCAGCGGCUCGUCAAGUUCCUCCCGGCGCUCACCGCCAUCGUGUUCGUGGGCGGAGGGCAUGUGUACAAGCAGAAGUACCUGCACCCCCUGCUGCAGUUCCCAAACAUCAGAGACUUGGGCGUACGGGACACCACCUGGACGGAGCCCGUGCUGGGCACCAGCCUGAUCGCCCACCUGAGGGAUCGGCUGACACACAUGAGCGUGUGCAACGUCAGCCUGACGUGCACCGUCUCCUUCAUUCAGGCCGUGUCGCAGCUCAGCAACCUGCGGUACCUGCUCUUCCACCAACAGGGCUACGACCUGGACGAGGUUCGUCCUGUGCCCCUGGAAGACUUCCACCACAUGAUGAUGCACCUGAAGAAGCUCAAACACCUCUCAUGGGGAAUGAGGGGCAAGCCGCAGGAUCCUCUGCCUGACAACUGGCCGAGCCCACCAGAUCCUCGGCACCCGGGAUCUCAGUACAGCGGCCCAGCUCUGACCACCUUGGAGCUGGAGGUCUACCCUGAGACCAUCCUGCCUGAGACAGCCCUGUGGAACUUGACCUCACUCAAGUCACUGACGGUGCGCUACAGGUACUUUCAAGAUGGCGUGGAUUGUCGCCUAAACUCCUGGCUAAGACCCCUCAAGAACUUGGAGUCUCUCAGCAUCAUCGGCCCGAACUCUCUGGCCGUCUACACGACCACCAUUCCCGCCAGCGUGACUAGCCUGACGCUGCGUGUGGCCAUCACUCUCAAGGACUUGGACUCAAUCGCUCCGAAAGGCCUGUCUCUGGAGCACCUGGACAUUGGGCAGAAUCGCUCCAACGGCAGCCUGUGUCGCUGCAUCCCCACGUUGUUCCCUCAACUCAGGACGCUGCGCAUAAGGUUCUUCCAUCGGGAGCCGGAGAAGGACUUGCUGAACCUUCACCGCCUGCGGCACUUGGAGCGCCUGGAGCUGCUGGUGGAGCGCUCCUUAAUCCUGAGGGGCUACCUGAACGGACACCCGUGGCCUGGACCCUCCGUGCAAGAGCUCAUCAACCAGCUGCGGGGGAUGUCGGCCAAUAGGAUUACAGUAGUCACCGCCAUGCGCCAGAGAAACCCUCUAAGGGAAUGCAACUGUGUGUGGGAGGGAGACCGAUGAUCCCAGCAGAACUUCUUCGUCUCCAGAUUAAUUUAUGAAUUAAUCUUGCCUUCUUUUAUACUUCCUCCAAAUGAGCCGUUUGGAAUUUGCUAACAUUACUAUGCUAGCAUGUUAACAUUAGUAUGCUAACAACUUUUUUAGCUAUUUUUCUGAAAUGUAUGUAGCCAGGUAGGAAAAAAGGAAUUUUACAAUGUAUUUCCGAGAGGACUCCACUAGGGGUCAUUGUGGCAUCUGGUGUGUUUGCAACUUUGCAAAGGCAUAAGACUGUGAAUAAGUGAGCGUUGGAUGAGAGCCAAGAAAAAGGAAGUUGUGUUUGAACUCGUUGCUUUGAGAGAAACGUGUGUAUACUUUUGUUGCUACUCCAAAGGUCAUUCGGGAGAUUUUGGACAAAUAUGUGGCGACUUGUCCAGGGUGCACCCCGCCUUCCGUCCAAAAGCAGCUGAGAUAGGCUCCAGCACCCACCGCGACCCCGGAAGGGACAAGCGGUAGAAAAUGUAUCCAUCCAUCCAUCCAUCUUCUUCCGCUUAUCCAAGGUCGGGUCACGGGGGCAGCAGCCUAAGCAGGGAAGCCCAGACUUCCCUCUCCCCAGCCACUUUGUCCAGCUCCUCCCAGGGGAUCCCGAGGCGUUCCCAGACCAGCCGGGGGAGAUAGUCUUCCCAAAGUGUCCUGAGUCUUCCCCGUGGCCUCCUACCGGUCGGACGUGCCCGAAACACCUCCCCAGAGAGGUGUUCGGGGCAUCCUGACCAGAUGCCCGAACCACCUCAUCUGGCUCGUCUCGAUGUGGAGGAGCAGCGGCUUUACUUUGAGCUCCCACCGGAUGACAGGGCUUCUCACCCUAUCUCUAAGUGAGAGCCCCGCCACCCGGCGGAAGAAAUUAAUUCCGGCCGCUUGUACCCGUGAUCUUGUCCUUUCGGUCAUAACCCAAAGCUCAUGACCAUAGGUGAGGAUGGGAACGUAGAUCGAACGGUAAAUUUAGAGCUUUGCCUUCCGGCUCAGCUCCUUCUUCACCAGAACGGAUCGAUACAGCGUCCGCAUUACUGAAGACGCCGCACCGAUCCGCCUGUCGAUCUCACAAUCCACUCUUCCCUCACUCAUGAACAAGACUCUGAGGUAAUUGAACUCCUCCACUUGGGCAAGAUCUCCCCCCCAACCCGGAGAUGGCACUCCACCCUUUUCCGGGCGAGAACCAUGACCUCGGACUUGGAGGUGCUGAUUCCCUUCCCAGUCGCUUCACACUCUGCUGUGAACCGAUCCAGUGAGAGCUGAAGAUCUUGGCCAGAUGAAGCCAUCAGGACCACAUCAUCUGCAAAAAGCAGAGACCUAAUUCUGCAGCCACCAAACCAGAUCCCCUCAACGCCCUGACUGCGCCUAGAAAUUCUGUCCAUAAAAGUUAUGAACAGAAUCGGUGACAAAGGGCAGCCUUGGCGGAGUCCAACCCUCACUGGAAACGGGUCCGACUUACCACCGGCAAUGCGGACCAAGCUCUGACACUGAUCAUACAGGGAGCGGACCACCACAAUCAGACAGUCCGUUACCCCAUACUCUGAGCACUCCCCACAGGACUUCCCGGGGUACACUGUCGAAUGCUUUCUCCAAGCCUAAAAGCACAUGUAGACUGGUUGGGCAAACUCCCAUGCACCCUCAAGAACCCUGCCGAGAGUAUACAGCUGGUCCACAGUUCCACGACCAGGACGAAAACCACACUGUUCCUCCUGAGUCCGAGGUUCGACUAUCCGGCGUAGCCUCCUCUCCAGUACACCUGAAUAGACCUUACCGGGAAGGCUGAGGAAAAUGGAUGACUGGCACUCUAUUUUCUCUAAAUUCUAGUAGUACCAAAAUGUGUUGCCUGGCAAAAUCGUUAUCAUUUGGAAUUUGAUGUCUGCAACAUGUUCAAAAAAAGCUGGCACAAGUGGCAAAAAAGACUGAGAAAGUCGAGGAAUGCUCAUCAAACACAUAUUUGGAACAUUCAACAGGUGAACAGGCUAAUUGGGAACAGGUGGGUGCCAUGAUUGGGUAUAAAAGAAGCUUCCAUGAAAUGCUCCGUCAUUCACAAACAAGGAUGGGGCGAGGGUCACCACUUUGUGAACAAAUGCGUGAACAACAUUUCUCAACAAGCUAUAGCAAGAAAUUUAGGGAUUUCACCAUCAAUGGUCCGUAAUAUCAAAAGGUUCAGAGAAUCUGGAGAAAUCACUGCACGUAAGCGAUGAUGUUACGGACCUUCGAUCCAUCUUCUUACGAAAAGCGACAUCAGUGUGUGAAGGAUAUCACCACAGAACACUUCAGAAAACCACUGUCAGUAACUACAGUUCGUUGCUACAUCUGGAAGUGCAAGUUAAAACUCUACUAUGCAAAGCCAAAGCCAUUUAUCAACAACACCCAGAAACGCCGCCGGCUUCGCUGGGCCCGAGCUCAUCUAAGAUGGACUGAUACAAAGUGGAAAAGUGUUCUGUGGUCGGACGAGUCCACAUUUCAAUUUUUUUUGGGAACGUGGAUGUUGUGUCCUAAGGAACAGAGAGGAAAAUAAUUAUCCGGAUUGUUCUAGGUGCAAAGUUCAAAAGCCAGCAUAUGUGAUGGUAUGGUAUGGGGGUGUAUUGGUGCCCAAAGCAUGGGUAACUUGCACAUUUGUGUUGGCACCAAUAAUGCUGAAAGGUACAUACAGGUUUUGGAGCAACAGAUGUUGCCAUCCAAGCAAUGUUAUCAUGGACGCCCCUGCUUAUUUCAGCAAGACAAUGCCAAGCCACGUGUUACAACACCGUGGCUUCAUAGUGAAAGAGUGCGGGUACUAGACUGGCCUGCCUGUGGUCGAGACCUGUCUCCCAUUGAAAAUGUGUGGCGCAGUAUGAAGCCUAAAAUACCACAAUGGAGACCCCGAACUGUUGAACAACUUAAGCUGUACAUCAAGCAAGAAUGGGAAAUAAUUCCACCUGAAAAGCUUCAAAAAUUGGUCUCCUCAGUUCCCAAAAUGUUUACUGGGUGUUGCUAAAAGGAAAGGCCAUGUAACACAGUGGUAAAAAUGCUCCUGUGCACACUUUUUUUGAAUGUGUUGCUGCGAUUAAAUUCUAAGUUAAUUAAUAUUUGCAAAAAAAAAAUUAAGUUUCUCAGUUCGAACAUUAAAUAUAUUGUCUUUGAAGUCUAUUCAAUUGAAUAUAUGUUGAAAAGGAUUUGCAAAUCAUUGUAUUGUGUUUUUAUUUACGAUUUACACAACGUGCCAACUUCACUGGUUUUGGGUUUUGUACAACCACCUUUCUCCCAAAGCUACGAGUUCACUCACAUUUACCUCAGAGUGAUACGACUAGUUGACACAUGAAAGCUGUUGGCCUUCUAGUAUGCUAACAUUAAAAUGCUAACUUUUAUAGCCUCUGAAUAUUUUACCUUUCACAUCCUGGCUCCAAUGAUUCAGACUUAUUUUUUUCCCAACCUCCCAAUUUUUUUUUUUUUAAAGAACUGUUGUAUUGGAGCUUUGUACUGUAAAGUACUCUUGAAUAAAGUUGGUAAGAUACUAGAAUCAAUGUGUCAAAAUUUCAUUUACCCUGUGAGCCUAAUACUCAAAUUAGUAAAAACUGUCAUUAAAAAGGAAAAAACACCCAUAAGAACC
This is a messenger RNA of Entelurus aequoreus (snake pipefish), 6889 nucleotides long. RefSeq lists its product as uncharacterized. The coding region runs from base 1936 to 3294 and encodes 452 amino acids. Gene Ontology annotation, molecular function: protein binding. The record is from RefSeq and is a predicted model, not a curated record. Lineage: Eukaryota; Metazoa; Chordata; Actinopteri; Syngnathiformes; Syngnathidae. The transcript has 4 exons.